Suhomyces tanzawaensis NRRL Y-17324 is the source of this 525-nucleotide messenger RNA. It is a transcript of the gene ESS1, whose product is annotated as peptidylprolyl isomerase. Bases 1 to 525 code for a protein of 174 amino acids. Gene Ontology annotation, molecular function: protein binding; peptidyl-prolyl cis-trans isomerase activity. Gene Ontology annotation, cellular component: cytosol; nucleus. The transcript has a single exon. The record is from RefSeq and is a predicted model, not a curated record. Lineage: Eukaryota; Fungi; Ascomycota; Pichiomycetes; Serinales; Debaryomycetaceae.
AUGUCCACAGGAUUACCACCCGGAUGGGCCAUACGCGUGUCACGUACCCACGGCACCGAAUAUUUCUUGAACCAGGCCACUAAGGAGUCCUCGUGGGAACCACCAUUUGGGUCCGACGAAGGCAUAUUGACUGAGUACUUGAAGAAGUUCAAAGCCAACGGCAACAAGCCAGUGGUUCGCGAAGACGGCAAGAUCAGUGUGGCACACUUGUUGGUCAAGAACAACCAGUCGCGGAAGCCAAGAUCGUGGAAGAGCCCUGAUGGCAUCACCCUCUCCCGCGAUGAGGCCAUCCAAAUCAUCAAGAAGCACCACGCCAGAAUCUUGAACGGAGAAGUCAAGUUGGGCGAGCUUGCAAAGACCGAGAGCGACUGCUCGUCGCACGCUCAGGGUGGAGAGUUGGGUUUCUUUGGCAAGGGCCAAAUGCAGCCUAGCUUCGAGGAGGCAGCGUACGCCUUGAAUGUAGGCGAGAUUAGUGACAUCGUAGAGACCGACAGCGGGGUCCACAUCCUCCAAAGAACUGGCUAG